Lethenteron reissneri (Far Eastern brook lamprey) is the source of this 1205-nucleotide messenger RNA. Its product is annotated as anterior gradient protein 3-like. NCBI's taxonomy places the organism in Eukaryota, Metazoa, Chordata, Hyperoartia, Petromyzontiformes, Petromyzontidae. Gene Ontology annotation, cellular component: endoplasmic reticulum. The record is from RefSeq and is a predicted model, not a curated record.
CCCGGCGUGAAGUCGUCAGACGCGCUUCCUCGUGUAGCUCAACGUGAGCGAGAUCACCUUGAACGUGAGAUUACCUUCCUCGUCACGUGCGCGAUUUCGACAAACACCACUGGGUGUCUCGACAAAGCAUUGGCCUCGACCGCAACGUUUAAGUGAAUGCUGCGACCCACGCUCGUUUUCGGGUUUUUUUAUUCACCCGACUGCCUAAGCCGGUGCACGUUUGAUGAGAUUGCGUGUGACCAAAGUUUCUUCACUACCACCUCGACUCUGCUACCAUGAAGCUGUGUAUUACAACCCUGGUGAUGUGCCUGACGGCGGUGCUGACGGUCGCCACUGCAUCCAUGACCAAGAGGAAGCCGCAGACACUCUCUCGAGGGUGGGGCGAUGAGAUCGAGUGGGUGCAGACCUACGAGGAGGGGCUCUUCAAGAGCCAGAAUUCCAACAAGCCACUGAUGGUGAUUCAUCACCUGGAGUCUUGCGAAUACUGCCAGUCCCUCAAAAAAGCAUUUGCCUCGUCACAAGGGCUGCAGAAGAUGGCAGAUGAAGAUUUCAUCAUGCUCAAUCUCAUGCACGAGACGACGGAUAAGAACCUGAGCCCGGACGGGGCCUACGUGCCGCGCAUCAUGUUUGUGGAUCCAUCCCUGACGGUGCGAGCUGACAUCACGGGACCCUACCACAACCGACUGUACACCUACGAGCCCAAGGACAUCGAUCUCCUGAUGGACAACAUGAAAAAGGCCAAGCAGCUGCUCAAGAACGAGCUGUAGGGCAGGGGCCCUCUCCCAUCAGACGCACGUGGUGGCACGGUGCAGUGCCUCCGUGCGUCUGUGCGCUGCCUCUGGCCUGCAGUAUCCCGAACGUGGACUCGGGGAAGGCUUACAGACGACGCACACAAAAUAACAAGCACACACUGAUAAAUGUCUGUUGCCUUGUAUGUUAUUUUUCUUGCUCUAAUCGAUUGACAAGCAUGUUUUGUUUUCCCCCUUUCGCAAUUGUGCUUUCUAAGUGUUGGAUUUUGUGUUACAGGUUAAUGCCUCCGUAAUUUUUUCACCGAAAUCAUCCCAUGUGACAUUUUUACUUUAACACGCAUCUGUGAAGUACAUGUUUGCAGUAAUGAAAUGGAAACUUACUGAAGCAACAACGUGGACAUCUCUAGGUGCGUGCAAGUGUGUCUGGUUGUUAAAAUAAAAGUCAAAACCCAUGUG